CGACCGAGCCCAGGGCUUGCCUUGGGCUGGGCGAAGGAAACUUUGAAAGUGUGAGUUUUGUUAAAGCACGUGAUUCCACUCUUGGGCGCAGUGGUGCUCCACCGUGUCAGAAGCAAGGCCCCUCCCCUUUGCAGCAAACAUUUGUAAAGCCCACUUGACUGCCCUGUUAAUUCAUCAUGAGAUACGCGUGAUUGACAACCAGCAUGAGGCUCCAGUUUAAAUGCAAGGGGGAACGAGGAGAACAAUGCAUGACACGCCUUGCCAUAUCCUUUACAUCUAGCACCUGCAGAGGUGCUCACACCUGCUUCUAAUGAGGAGUUUUGAUUGAAGAGCGGUAAAAAUAUCAGGUUCAUAAUAAAGGUGCUAAGAAAGAGAAUGUAAGACAGGAAAAGAAUUAAAUAUUGGACUGAGUCUCUUCAACAGACCACGUUUAAGAGGUGCCUCUUACCCCCUGUUGCCGGCUGCUGGAACACGAUGGAUCCCACGGGGGCCUUAGACACUGAGGAUGAACUGGGACCUUUAGCCCAUCUCGCGCCAAGUCCUCAAAGCGAAGCCGUUGCCCACGAAUUCCAGGAACUCUCCUUGCAGCCCAGUCAGUACUUACCCCCUCUGCACGAACGGAAAAAUGGAAGUGUAGUGUUUGGGGAGUCAGGACUCCAGCCUCCUCUGCUGACUCAGUCCUUGAGCACCGUGCUCCAGCUGAGGCUGCAACAAAGGAGGACGCGGGAGCAACUAGUGGACCAGGGCAUCAUGCCACCUUUGAAGAGCCCAGCGGCAUUCCAUGAGCAGAUAAAAAGCUUGGAACGAGCCAGAACCGAAAACUUUUUGAAGCACAAGAUCAGGAGCCGACCAGACCGCUCCGAACUUGUCAGGAUGCACAUUUUAGAAGAAACGUUUGCAGAGCCAUCCCUGCAGGCCACUCAGAUGAAGUUGAAAAGAGCCCGUCUGGCCGAUGACCUGAAUGAAAAGAUUGCGCAGAGGCCUGGGCCUAUGGAGCUGGUCGAGAAGAACAUCCUACCUGUCGACUCCAGUGUUAAGGAAGCAAUUAUAGGUGUUGGGAAGGAAGGCUAUCCCCAAACUCAGGGUGACUUCUCAUUUGACGAAGACAGCAGUGACGCGUUGUCCCCAGACCAGCCGGCCAGCCAGGAGUCGCAGGGGUCAGCCGCGUCCCCAAGUGAGCCAAAAGUUAACGAGUCGCCAUCUCCUGUGACCACAAACACUCCAGCCCAGUUUACUUCGGUGUCCCCAGCAGUUCCUGAAUUCUUGAAAACCCCCACUACUGCGGAUCAGCCCCCCACAAGGUCCACAGCGCCUGUGCUCCCCGCAAACACUGUGUCCUCAGCAAAGCCUGGGCCAGCACUGGUGAAGCAAAGCCACCCCAAGAAUCCCAACGACAAGCACCGCAGCAAAAAGUGCAAAGACCCCAAACCCCGGGUGAAGAAGUUGAAGUACCACCAGUACAUUCCACCAGACCAGAAGGGCGAGAAGAGCGAGCCGCCGCUGGACUCCAACUACGCUCGCCUGCUCCAGCAGCAGCAGCUCUUCCUGCAGCUGCAGAUCCUGAGCCAGCAGCAGCAGCAGCACUACAACUAUCAGACCAUCCUGCCCGCGCCACUCAAGCCACUCAAUGACAAAAAUAACAACAGUGGGAAUUCAGCUUUGAACAAUACCACAGCUAACACAGCAAGACAGACAACGUGUGCUCCUGUGAGAAAGCCAGGACCCCUGCCUUCCAGCCUGGACGACUUAAAGGUAUCAGAACUGAAGACAGAGCUGAAGUUAAGGGGUCUUCCAGUGUCAGGCACCAAACCAAACCUGAUCGAGCGCCUGAAACCCUACCAGGAAGUGAACAGCGGCGGCACUGCUACUGAUGGCGUCGUGGCAGUGUCAGCAUCUGCCGUCAUCACCAGUAGCCCAGAGCUCACCAAGGCAUUGCCAGUGACCACACUACACAGCUCUGUGACUAGCGCAGGCUCCACUUUCAAGGCGGAGUUGCCAUCUGCUGGAAGCGGCAGCACAGCCCACGUGGAAAAUGGUAGUUCACCUCUGCCCAUCUCGCCGUCUCCCUCCGAGCAGUCCAGUUUCAGUGCCGAGGACACAAACAUGGCGGACACCUUCACCGAGAUUCUGACAAUGAUGUCUCCUUCCCAGUUCCUGUGCUCCUCUCCUUUGCGAGUGACUGGUAACGAGGACAGCCUGAGCCCCACCAGCAGCACGCUGUCCAGCCUGGAACUGGAUGCGGCGGAGAAGGACCGCAAGCUUCAGGAGAAAGAAAAGCAGAUCGAGGAGCUGAAGAGGAAACUGGAACAAGAGCAGAAGCUCGUGGAGGUUCUCAAGAUGCAGCUCGAGGUUGAAAAACGAGGGCAGCAGCAGCAGCGGCCCCAGGAAUGCCAGUCCAGCACCCCCGGGAAUCCUGUCAAUAAGUUAGAGACGCAUGGCGGUGUCGCUUCCUCUGUCAAAGACGAGACCAGCUCGCUCACCGACUGCUCCAGCCCCCGGCAGCCUGUCCCUGCAGCCCCGCCUGUCUCUGCGGGUGGCCAGACCCUUGGUGCCAAAAAGGCUGUAGUGAUCAAGCAGGAGGUGCCCGCGGUGCAGGCCGAGCAGCAGACCAUCGUCCCCCAGUUUUACGUGAGCGCCCAGGGACAGCCGCCGCCUGCCGCCGUCGCCCAGCCGCAGGCCUUGCUGACCACGCAGACUGCUCAGCUGCUGCUCCCCGUGUCCAUCCAGGGCCCCAGCGUGACGUCGGUGCAGCUCCCUGUGGGCGGCCUCAAACUCCAGACGCCCCCGCAAACAGGAAUCCAGGCUCAGCCUCAGAGAGCGACCACUGCCUUGUCCUCAGGCUUGGCCCAGACUGGACCUCCGAAACAAGACCCGUUCACGCCGCACGUGCUCAGUCAGCCGCAGCCAGUCCGAAAGGUGUUUGCAAACUCGGCAGCCAGCACAGCCCUCCCGUAUCCGAGACCCCCGGCCCCUGCGGGCCAGCAGCCCUUCCUGAACAAGGCCUCCAGCAGUGUUCUCCAGUCCAGAAGCACACCCCUCCCACCCCUGCAGAAUGGGCCGAACCCUCCCAGCAAGCCUAGCUCGCCCCCUCCAUCCCAGCAGUUUGUCGUCCAGCACUCUCUGUUUGGGAGCCCAGUCCCCAAGACGAAGGACCCUCCCCGCUACGAGGAGGCCAUCAAGCAGACACGCAGCGCCCUGUCCUCCCUCCCAGAGAUUUCCAGCGCCCACAGCCAGCAUAUGGACGACCUCUUUGACAUCCUCAUCAAGAGUGGAGAGAUUUCCCUCCCUAUAAAGGAAGAGCCUUCUCCUAUUUCCAAAAUGAGACCAGUGACAGCCAGCAUCACCACAAUGCCAGUCAACACAGUGGUGUCCCGGCCACCACCCCAGGUGCAGAUGGCACCACCCAUCUCCUUAGAGCCUAUGAGCAGUUUAUCCGCCUGCUUAGAGAACCAACUAGAAGCUUUCUUGGAUGGCACUUUACCUUCAGCCAAUGAAAUCGCUCCGCUGCCGAGCAGCAGUGAAGACAGGGAGCCCUUCUCUCUGAUACAGGAACUGCACAGUGAACUGCUGAGUCACUCGGGCGUGCUGGACCCUUCGCACUCACCCAUGGAAACCUCCGAGGCCCAGUUUGCGGCAGGUGCCCCCUGUCUAUCACUGGACCUUUCAGACUCGAACUUGGACAACAUGGAGUGGUUAGACAUCACUAUGCCCGCCACGUCGUCGGGCCUCACUCCUCUCAGCGCAACCGCGCCAGCUAUGUUCUCAGCUGACUUCCUAGACCCCCAAGACCUACCACUGCCAUGGGACUAAUGCCACAGGCUUCUCGUCUCACAGCUCAUGAGGUUUAAGAGGACGAAGAUGAUUCUAGAAGGUCAGUGUUUAGAGACAGAGCCACUGUUGCAAUUAAAAUAUGUUGUCACAGAAAGGUCGGAUUGUCACAGCCUGGGAACCAAGUUGGAGACGAUUUCACUGCCUCCAGCAGUGAGUGUCUGCAAUCUGACAUGCACAGGCCUUCUGAGCAGCCCCUCGUCAAGGAAGACUCACCUGCCUUCCCCCAACUCAGUAACGAACAGAAAACAUCUUAGAUAAAAACAUACAGAAGAGGAUAACGCCAUGAGGUUCUCUGGUAACCGAAUACAUUUAAACCUCUAGGGUCGCUUUAAGGCUCUAAAGAAAAGGCAGACGGCCCCAUUCCAAACAUUGGGCUGGUGCGAGGGAAGUGACAUCACCGCAUGUUCCUAGAAAUGGCUGGAACCUGGCUCAACGCGCAGCUGGGGUCAGAGGCAGCCAGAGGCCCCAGCCAGUCCGGCCACAGCGUCCAGCUGAUGACUUUUGGUUCCAUUCAGAAACCAAUGUAAUUUUUUUGUGUUGCAGUUUAUUUUGUGAUCUUUGGAAUCUUACUUUAGAUUUCCAAAUUUAAACUUAAAUGGAAGCUCUUUCACCAUAAGCAGACAAUGUCUACAAAAUACUCUCAUGAACAAUCCACUGUAAAAAGUCCAGGUCUAUUGAUAACACUGAAAAUUCUAUUAGCAACCUUCUGGGUUGGUCAGAUUGAUCUAGUGUGUAAAUGAGACAUUUGUAUGUCUGCUCAGAAGUUAAAAUUGGUACAGCCUGCGUUGGGGUAAGGAAUUGGGUAUCCAUCCAGUAGCCCUACUUCUUUCAAUAACGCGAAUAUUUCUAGAGUACUUGAGCCACAUGUAUUUUCAUAUUUAAAGAACCGCUAACUUUCAGGUAACCAGACCCAUCUCAAAGAACCAAGAAAAGGCUUUAGCGUAAAAUCUCUUUCUGAGCUGGAGAGUUGCAACGCGAGGGCAAGGGAGCAGCCUGCCAUUCCCAGGACACUCCCACAUGGUCAGGCUGGACUGUCACCAGGGUGGCUCGGGGCCCCAGCUCUGGCUGUCCCCUUCUCCAUCGCUUAGCCUGGUCAUCGUUUUACAGGAUUGUAACUGGAUGUCAUGCCCGAGCUCGCACUAGAUUUUGAAAAACUGGAGGUUUUAUUAGUUGUUUUUAUAUAGACCAAAAGUUACCACAUAUUGUUGAGUAGUUUCUUAAGAAUUUUCUAAAAUGCCAACUAUCACAGAAUUUCCAAAAUAAUUUCAAACUAGUCAUCAUUUAAGUAUAUGACAAAAUGUAUAUAAGUGAAAAAAAAAUCUACCAAAAAGUGUGGAGGUUUUUAUUAAAUAUUAUCGUGCUCUCCACCUCACCUGUGUAAGGUGUCAGGCUGCUUUCUCCGGGUCAUUACAUGGUGACCCACCGUGACGUGUGAGAGGCAACCUGACCCGUUAUUUGGAAAGAAUUUGUGAAUCUUUUCUGGGCUUGUUUUUGCCUAAGUGCUGAUCUUCUCUCACAUUAUUGUUUCAGUUUGUAAAUUUCACUACAUGUAAGAAAAGUCCGUUUUUCUCGAAUUCAGUCGCCCCAACACUGCAGCCCUGGUAACCGAAAGCGCCUGUGAAUGUCUCAGAGGCGGCUGGGCUCGGUGUGGUCUGCGGUGAGCAGCUGAAGGGCUUAGAGGUUGGUGACCCAACACACAGGAUCCAGUAUUGACCAGAACGCCACCAUCUGACCGAGCCCAGCCAGAGUUUACCAUCCCAGGUGUGACGUUCCUCUGGGGGUGCCUGUUGCCAGGGGCAGGCUAUUGACUGAGGGAGGUCUUAGCAGUGGGUUUUUGUCUAGAGCUUAUCCGGUCCACACUUAAGACGCUGAGCAUUGACGUCAUUCAGAUGUAAAUGGCUUCUUAGCACCAAGUAGGAGGUGACUGAAUAGCCAGUGCUGCUGACUCUUGUUGAAUAACUGUUUUCAUCUUUCUGAGGUGUGUACAUAGAUCGUUUUCUAGCCCUCAGCUGCCCUUACUGCUUUUAAAAUAGGGUUUGAAACCUGCCCCAGGAAGGCUGCUCUCCAAAAACACUCACUGCAGGGCACAGAAUGCCAUCUCCUGAGCCUGCUCUCCUGACUUGCUGACGUGCCCACUUCACGUACCAGCGUUUCCUUUCAAAGGAAGGCAAGGAGUCUCAAGUUACGAACUCUCCCAGCCACCACAAGCACCAUUCUGCUGGGCCCUCCCGUCCUGGGUCCCACACACCUUCCUGCUCAGAGUGAGGACACAGCCCACACGCAGCAUGCGACGUGACCAAGUGACACUCUCACCAAGGCCCCUCUGACCUGAUUCAAUGGGAAGGGUGUGUGUUUACUGCGGAGGACCGCUCUGGGUGUUCGCGGUGAGGCCCACAGCCAUUACACCGGGUGCAUGCGUGUCGGUCAGAGGCGGCGCUGUCGGGUGUCACUGGCAGAAGGCCCUAUUGCCAAGAAAUCAACUCACUCCUAGAAACGUAUUCUCUCGCAUCCAGUCUAUUUCCCUCACUAUUCCUGAAGCAGUAGAAUCAAGUUCUCCUUUCCGUGUCUGUACGUGUCAGGUCAUGUCGUGGGGGUGGGAUGGAUGGAACUUCUCCCGAGUCUCUGGAAAUGGAGGGAAUGGGGUCGCCUUGUACAUUUCAGCAGCGCAUGUACCAGAAACCCUUGGACAGUGUGAGGGUUUUUCCUGAAAUGUGCAAUCUACUGUAUAGUAUUUGCCACCUAUUUGUACAUAGAUGUAUUCUGAAUUCAUGGAGGUUCUUGCUCAGAUACUAUUCGUGUUUGUUUUAUAUGAAUAUUUUUAUAAUACUAAAGAGAUCUUAUUUAAGUUUCCUUUUAGAAAACUGCACGGUCCUGUGACCCAUGUAACUGACACUUUUGUAAGUGCAGCUUAAGGAGAGUGGCAAAGCCAGGGUGGUGUCACCUCCACGCUGCCGCCCACUGACGAUCAAGUCAUGGCAAUGAGACGGCGCCACUGAAACGUGCAGUCGGUGGACACUGAGUGUGGUAGCGGGGACACGCUCCCCACGUGUCCCCCAAGCUGACUCAGGUUCCCUCCGCCCUCAACCCCAGAUCAUUCCAGGCCACAUAGCUUUCUUUAGUCCUUCAGAAUUCCCAGGCAGAAACCAGCUACAACAGCUGACAAAACAGCUGUCCCCACACAUGACGGGACAGUCCUUCCUCUGUCUGCAGACAGGCGUGGCCUUAAGGAAGUGCUGUGUUUGGUGCUGGCGACCCUUACCAAGCUGCUGCCAGGUGGGGCGCACGAAGCACCACCAGGGACUGUCUCGAGCACUUAGGGCGACUAGCUACGGGGUGUCCUAGCAGAGGUCCGUUUUGCCACCCAUCACUGCAAACACGAAUUCUGACUACAGGCAAGGAAGCACACUACCAAACAGACUGUCCACUGCCCCAGAGGCCACAAAAUUAGCCCAAAUUAUCAGAAAACAUUAACUGGAAGGUGAGGCUUAUCAAGAAGCACAGCUUAGGGCCGGCCGAGUGGCUCAGUUGGUUAAGAGCUCGCUCAAGAGUUUGAGCUCUGAGCAACAGUGGUUCGAGUC
Molecule: messenger RNA, 7409 nt
Organism: Hipposideros armiger (great roundleaf bat)
Lineage: Eukaryota; Metazoa; Chordata; Mammalia; Chiroptera; Hipposideridae
Gene: MRTFB
Product: myocardin related transcription factor B
Exons: 18
Coding region: 475-3810 (1111 amino acids)
Biological process (GO): positive regulation of transcription by RNA polymerase II; smooth muscle cell differentiation
Cellular component (GO): nucleus
Molecular function (GO): transcription coactivator activity
Source: RefSeq, a predicted model, not a curated record